AUACAUGCGCAGGCUGCAGACCGGCUGGGGGGGGGGGCUCUGAGACCAACUGAAGGAGGGAAAGAAGCUACAGACUGACUUCCGGUGACUGACUGAUCCUCCUGAUGCAGGAUGCAGGAUGCCAUCAUACAGGAUCGAGCAAAGCAGGGAUUCAGCCCAUAGUUUGGAUUUACUCCUGCUUCAUUUGACUCUUUAAUGGACGUCUUCUGUACUGAGAAUGAAAGAUGCAGGUUUAGAGACCGUGAAUGAAAUCAGGGAAAGCGAAGGAGGACGGUGAAGAUCAGGUCCAAGAUGCUUCAGACUGGAAACUAUUCCCUGGUUCUGCUGGUCCAACUGGUGCUGCUGACCUAUGACCUCUUUGUGAACUCGUUCAGUGAACUUCUGAGAAGAGCUCCUGUCAUCCAGCUGGUGCUUUUCAUCAUCCAGGACAUCGGCAUCCUCUUCAACGUCAUCAUCAUCCUCCUGAUGAUGUUCAACACCUACGUGUUCCAGGUGGGCCUGGUUUCUGUCCUGCUGGGCAGAUUUAAGGCUCUGCUGCUCUUCUCUGCUCUCUACCUGACCCUCAGCAUCUGCUUCCACUGCUGGCUGUUGAACCUCCGAUGGUUGGACUCCAACCGUUUCGUGUGGACAGACGGUCUCCUGGCUCUCUUUGUUUUCCAGAGGACAGCGGCUGUGUUCUACUACUACUUAUACAAGCGCACAGCCGAGCACAUGGGGGACCCAAGGCUCUACGAGGACUCCAUGUGGCUCAGGGAGCAAUUCGCCAGAGCUCGCCAGUGACGGCGGGACGGAGACGACCAGACUGGGCAGGCUGAUGGAGGACUGGGAGGACCAGACUGGGCAGGCUGAUGGAGGACUGGGAGGACCAUUGAGGACCAGACUGGGCAGGCUGAUGGAGGACUGGGAGGACCAUUGAGGGGGACCUGCUAUCCUUGCAGUCUGACGUUGGUCUGAAAUGUGUUGGAAUAUAAGAAGAGGAUGGAUGGUCAGAGAAGGACUGAUGUUUAC
Cyprinodon variegatus (sheepshead minnow) is the source of this 1008-nucleotide messenger RNA. RefSeq names its product transmembrane protein 138 (gene tmem138). The record is from RefSeq and is a predicted model, not a curated record. Gene Ontology annotation, cellular component: cilium. The coding region runs from base 292 to 780 and encodes 162 amino acids. Lineage: Eukaryota; Metazoa; Chordata; Actinopteri; Cyprinodontiformes; Cyprinodontidae. The transcript has 6 exons.